This is a messenger RNA of Astrephomene gubernaculifera, 1787 nucleotides long. The record is from the annotation of a GenBank genome assembly. Lineage: Eukaryota; Viridiplantae; Chlorophyta; Chlorophyceae; Chlamydomonadales; Astrephomenaceae.
GCUUCUUGCACAGCAGCAUGUUGAGCUCGCUGCGUACUCCUAGCCGUGUUCAGGCGGGCAAAUGCACUGGUCGCGCGCAGCGCGCCAGAGUCGUCGUGGUCCGGGCCUCGGAGAAACGCGCGCUGGCGGAGGGUGACCUGGUCCUGGUCGCUGGCGCUACUGGAGGUGUGGGGCAACUAGUGACGGCAAAGCUGCUAGAGAGGGGCUUCCGGGUUCGCGCUCUGGACCGCGGCCGGCAGAACCGCAGCCGCGCCGCGCAGCUCUUCCCGGGCAGCAACAUCGAGGUGUUCCCAGCCGACCUGCGCGACCCCUCCACCCUGGGCGGUCUAGCGGAGGGGGUGGCGGCGGUGUGUUGCUGCACGGGAACCACCGCUUUCCCCUCAUCCAGGUGGGAGGGCGAGAACGGCCCCCGCAACACCGACCUGGUGGGCACCCACAACCUGGUGGACGCAGCCCGGCAGCAGGCGCCCGGGGCCCGCUUCGUGCUGGUCACCAGUGUGGGGGUGGAGCGAUUCCGGGACUUCCCAUACAACACACUCAACCUGUUCGGUGUGCUGGACUACAAGCGCCAGUCCGAGCUCCACCUCGCCGCCUCCGGCCUGCCGUACACCGUCAUCCGCCCCGGCCGCCUGACGGACGGGCCCUACACCUCCUUCGACCUCAACACGCUGCUGCAGGCCACCUCGGGCAGCCGGCAGCAGGUGCAGCUGUCGGCACGGGACGACCAGCGGGGGGAGGCGUCGCGCAUCGCUGUGGCAGAGGCCGUGGUUCAGAGCCUGCUGCUUCCCUCCACCACCAACCGCUUCUUCAGCCUGUGCAGCACCGAGGGCGAGGGACCCGGCAAGGACAGCGACAAGUGGGAGCAGCUCUUCAAUGCCUGCUACCCGGCGGAGGUAGGGGCGGCGGUGUGAGGGCCGAGCAAGCCGUGCGUUUAUAGAAAACCGGCCGCGAGUCGGAACCGCAUGCGAGCGCUGUCUUAAGGGGACAUGGGCCGGCGCCAGGGGGGCUUGGGUGGCUUUCUGAGGUGGCCGCUGCACCCCCUUGUGCUGGCAAGUAGGGGACACACACGCGGGGGCGCGGUCUUCCCACAUGUAGCGUGCAGCCGGGGCUCAGCAUUUGUGGGGAUGUGCGGGUGUACGGCAGCAGGCUCCGCGGGGGAAGCGUACAGCAGAGGAUGGCGUGUUUGGCGGUUAGGGACAGGGCCACUUGCGAGUUGAUGAGUUGGGCGGGCCGCAUGGGGGUAUCGCGACUGAUGCGACCCGUGGGUCAGUGGCGGCCUGUCAGCUGACAGCAUGCGGGGACUUUGGUGGGGUUGUCGGACGUGUUGCAAAAGCAUUCAAUGGUUGAGUGGGAGUUCAGUGCGCGGCAUGGACAUCAGAAAGGUUGCGGCGGCGGAGAGUUGGAUUGAUGGAAGGAUAGCGUAUGGCGCAUGGCAACGCAGCUGGAGACCUAGGCAGUGUAUUCUCAGUAACCGGAUUUAUUUGAUGGUGUGGGCGAUAUGGUAAUGUAUGUCAAGGGCGUCAAAGUGCGUCGAAGGUUGUACGGCAGGUAGUCUGAAUCUUCCACAUGUUGAUUUUACAGUUUCAUACCAAGAUUUCGUUCGUUUAUAAGGCUACUUAUACCGGAGUUGUCGAAGAUUAAUGCCAUGCCUUGCAUGGUUCCCAAGGUUUUCUGCCAAAAUGCUAAUGUUACCACACGGGGUUAAUGUACGGGGUUGGCGCAUUGUAGCGCUAGGCCCCCCGCUUGUGUAUUGGGCAGUAUACAGGUCAUUUAAUGAAGCUUACAGG